AUGGACAGUUUGUCUUUGCUUGAGGCUCAUGAAGUUGUAGCCAUGUUGAGAGCGGGUUCUGUGUCGCCAUUGGAACUGAUCGAUGUGGUGGAACGCAGAAUUUCUGCCACAGAACCACUUGUUCAUGCUACACCCAUCACCUGUUUCGAACGCGCAAGAGAAAGGGCGCAGCAAUUGGAAAAUUCGCCCCCUCAGACUGGUCGAGGAUUUCUGCAUGGUUUGCCAGUUCUGAUCAAGGACACUCAUGCAGUGGAAGGGGUGCGGUUCACUGAAGGCAGUCUCCUACACGCAGAGCGUAUCGCAGAAGAGAAUGCGCCUUUGGUCGCCCAGCUGGAGUCCAAAGGAGCGAUCAUCGUUGGCAAGACAAACGUGCCCGAAUUCUGCGCAGGCUCACAAAGCUUCAACUCCAUCUUUCCCACCACGGUUUCACCUUGGGAUAUUCGUACCACUGCUGGUGGCAGCAGUGGUGGAUCAGCUGCCGCCUUGGUGAGUUACCAGUGUUGGUUGGCCACGGGCACUGACCUGGGUGGAUCCUUGCGGAUUCCGGCGGCCUUCUGCGGGGCAGUGGGCUUUCGGGUGUCGCCUGGACGGACGCCUGGGCAAGGCUACGGACCGUUGCUGGGGCUGCAUGGGAUUGCUGGACCCAUGGCAAGGAGCAUCAGAGAUGCCGCGCUAUUCUUGGAUGCCAUGGAAUCCAAUACAGGUUGGGAUAACGUGGAGCCUCACAGUCCCAGUGAAGAGACCUUUGAAGCUGCCGCUAUUUUGGGAGCAACACAAGGAGUUGAAGGUUUGGGUCUGAAAGUUGGAUUUUCGACAGUGGGCUGCAAGUAUUCUCCGGAUGUAGAAGCUUUGUGCCGGAAGGCCGCGCAGCUGAUGAACAACAAUCGUGACGUUCUUGAAGUUGGCGAGGACAUGGUAGAUUCCGUGCUUGCCCGGCGCAUCUUCCAUGCCUUGCGAGCAGAGCAACUUGCUGCAAAGUAUGGCGACAAACUGGCGGAUCCCGCCACUCGCGCCCUGGUGAAACCAGAAUUGCAGUGGAACAUUCUGCAGGGGCAAGGGCCCGACAUCCAGGAGCGUGCCGAGGAGGCUCGUGGGGAGCUGCGACAGCUGCAGUCGCAGGUGCAGGAGAUGUUCAAAUCCGUGGAUAUCCUUUGUGUGCCAGCUACGAUGGAUGCGGCUUUUGAUGCUGAAGUUCGAUACCCUACAAAGCAGAUAGAUCAGAGCUUCUCUAAUUAUCUUGGCUGGAUGAUGCCUGCGGCCACAGUGUCGGUGUUUCUAUGUCCAGCUGUGGUGUUGCCGUGUGGCUUCCUAGAGGAUGGUCGCCCUGUGGGUCUCCAAGUGCUGGCCCCGUACGGUGCAGAUGCCACGGUGCUGCGCGCCGCGGCAGCACUGGAGCAGUGCUUGGCGCUGCCCAAAGGCACCGAACCGCAGAGUGGGACUGCGGAGCUUAGAACCGAGGGACCCAGGUUGCUACCGACGCUGUGUUUCCAGUUCCAAACGAUUGUGCAGGUUCCGACACGUUCCAAGGGUCGACUGCAGAGGAAGCUGCUAAGCACCAUGGCAUUGAAUAGGUCCACGGUACCCCAGCCAUGGCCCAGCUCUCUCACAUGGAGACUGGUCUGGUUAUUCGUGGGAGAAACUGUGCCCACGCAGCGCCUGGCAGCUGGUGACAGCCAACACCCUGCAGCGCCAUGGAAGGUGGUGAAAAAGGACAAGCGCAGCGAGAUCACGGGCGCCAGCCACGGUAUUGGGCAAGCGCUGGCCUUGAAAGCUGCUGAGCUUGGUGCUGCUGAGCUCAUCCUGGUGGACCUGGAUUCCAUGGACCUUGUGGCCAAAGAAGCGCAGACCAUUGGAGCCAGUGCAGGACAGGACUUGCGGGUUUCUACCUACAAGGUGGACGUGAGACUGGAGGAUGCGGUGGCCUCCCUUUGUGCCAAAAUCAGCAUGCCGCACUCGCCGCAAGUGGUCCUACUUUCUGCAGGGGUCGUUGCAGGACAGCCCUUCCUGCCUGGGCCUGAGCAGACUCUGUCUGCGAAGGACCUACGAAGGACCAUGGAAACCAACUUUCUGGGCAGUGCGUGGUUUGCCCAGCAGCUGUUGCCUGGAAUGCUGCAGCAGCCUGGUGCACUUGUCUUCAUCUCGUCGAUGAUGGGCGUUCUGGGCAGCGCACGAUUGUCUGACUAUUGCGCCUCUAAGUGGGCGCUCUUGGGCUUCUCCGAGUCUCUGCGCUUGGAGCUGCGAGCGAGACAGUGCGGACGUGUCGGCAUCAUGGCCGUUUGCCCCUACCUGGUCGACACGGAGAUGUUUCGCGGAGCCUUCGAGGGAGCAGAUCGCUCCACUUGGUUCCGUCGAUGUGUUGGAUGGCUCAGGUCGCUGGUCUUUUCGAAGCUCCACACAGAGGACGUGGCUGCAGCGAUCUUGGCACAGCUGGAUCACGACUUGAGCGAAGUACCGCCACAGUUGUUUCUGCCCUGGCAUGCUGGCUGGGUACCAGUGCUGUUGCGGAGCCUACCAGCGAGCUUGCAGUACAUUCUCCUGGAUCUUGGAGGUGGCUGUUUCGGAAUGGACUCGUUCCAAGGAAGAGUGCCUUGCACAGUGCCCUCCAACUGA
Messenger RNA from Cladocopium goreaui, 2610 nucleotides. Lineage: Eukaryota; Dinophyceae; Suessiales; Symbiodiniaceae. The record is from the annotation of a GenBank genome assembly.